AUGAGCAGUGCUGGUGAGUGCAGGGCCCACGGGGGGCCUGGGUGGGGAGGGCAGGCGCUGCCUGAGACCGAGACCAACGAGACCAACGCUACCUCGUCCUGUGCAGGGUGCGGCCCCACCCGGGGGCUCCGGACCUUGGGAGGCCCUGUGGGGGCGGCCCUGCUCGGCACCCUCUGGUUCCUGUGGCUGCUUCAGUCGCGCCCUGGGGCGGUCCCGGCACCCCGGCCCAUGCUCACCAUCCUGGUCUGGCACUGGCCCUUCGCCGAGCGCCCGCCGGAGCUGCCCCACAACACCUGUGCCAGCUUCGGCGUGGCCGGCUGCCACCUGAGCACCAACCGCAGCCUGCUGGCCCACGCCGACGCCGUGGUCUUCCACCACCGCGAGCUGCAGAUGCGGCAGGCCCGCCUGCCCCUGGCCGAGCGGCCCCCGGGGCAGCCCUGGGUGUGGGCGUCCCUGGAGUCGCCCAGCCACACGCACGGCCUGGGCCGCCUGCGUGGUGUCUUCAACUGGGUGCUGAGCUACCGGCGUGACGCCGACAUCCCCGUGCCCUACGGCCGCCUGGAGCCCCGCGCCGGGCCGGCGCCGCCGCUGCCGCCCAAGAGCAGGGUGGCCGCCUGGGUGGUCAGCAACUUCCAGGAGCGGCAGCGGCGCGUGCAGCUGUACCGGGCGCUGCGGCAGUACCUGCGCGUGGACGUGUUCGGCCGGGCCAGCCGGCGGCCCCUGUGCGCCGACUGCCUGCUGCCCACGCUGGGCCGCUACCUCUUCUACCUGGCCUUCGAGAACUCCCAGCACCGGGACUACAUCACCGAGAAGUUCUGGCGCAACGCGCUGCUGGCCGGCGCCGUGCCCGUGGUGCUGGGGCCCCCGAGGGCCACCUACGAAGCCUUCGCGCCGCCCGAGGCCUUUGUGCACGUGGACGACUUCAGCUCGCCCCGCGCGCUGGCCGCCUUCCUGGCCGGCAUGAACGAGAGCCAGUACCGGCGCCACCUGGCCUGGCGCGCCCAGCUCCGCGUGCGUCUGUUCGCCGACUGGCGGGAGCGCUUCUGCACCAUCUGCACCCGCUACCCACACCUGCCCCGUGGCCAAGUCUACCAGGACCUGGAAGGCUGGUUCCGGGCCUGA
Messenger RNA from Talpa occidentalis (Iberian mole), 1122 nucleotides. It is a transcript of the gene FUT7, whose product is annotated as fucosyltransferase 7. Bases 1 to 1122 code for a protein of 373 amino acids. The transcript has a single exon. Gene Ontology annotation, molecular function: alpha-(1->3)-fucosyltransferase activity. The record is from RefSeq and is a predicted model, not a curated record. Lineage: Eukaryota; Metazoa; Chordata; Mammalia; Eulipotyphla; Talpidae. Gene Ontology annotation, cellular component: membrane.